Messenger RNA from Oncorhynchus keta (chum salmon), 1533 nucleotides. RefSeq names its product uromodulin-like. Bases 1 to 1533 code for a protein of 510 amino acids. Gene Ontology annotation, cellular component: cell surface; apical plasma membrane. Gene Ontology annotation, molecular function: calcium ion binding. Gene Ontology annotation, biological process: neutrophil migration. The transcript has 3 exons. The record is from RefSeq and is a predicted model, not a curated record. NCBI's taxonomy places the organism in Eukaryota, Metazoa, Chordata, Actinopteri, Salmoniformes, Salmonidae.
AUGUGUCAGAUGUACAAUUACGGCUUUGUCGGCAAUGGCAUCACCUGCUAUGACCCCAAGAUCUGCGAAAGCGGCUCCUGCUGUCGUCAAGGUUACCGCUGGUCUUCGAUACUGGGUUGUGUGGACGUUGACGAGUGUUCCUUUCCUGACCAGCCCUGCGCCCCUCAGGUCUGUGAGAACACCCCUGGGUCCUUCAACUGCCUGGUGCUUUCUGACGAUAACCACCGCUCAGUCCAGCACACCAGCCCAAACGUGGACCCCCACUCUGUCCAGUUUAUGUACCACUACCAGCACUACUCUGUACUGAAUGACGCCUGGCGUGCCACGACCUACAGGGGUAUAGGGAACUGCGACAAGGAUAUCAACUUUCGGGGCUGGUAUCGCAUGUUCCUGGGGGACACCAGUGUUCAGAUGCCAGAGAGGUGUGGUACCAACAGCCCGAUGUGGCUCACAGAUCCCCACCCCCAGCUGUCGGACGGAGUGGUUCAGCGGGUUGUCUGUGGGAGCUAUGAUAGCUGCUGCCAAUAUAAACAAACCCCAAUCCAUGUCAAAGCCUGCUAUAGAAACUACUAUGUCUACAAGUUUGUCAGUCCAACGUAUUGCACCUUUGCCUAUUGUGCAGACGUCAACACUAUGGUAUGUGCUACCUGUGGAAGUGAUCAGACUUGUGUGAGUGAGGAUAAGAUCAACUGGAGAUGUGAGAGGAAAGCUCCAGAGCUGGUAUGUGGGCGGAGCCUCCUACAGGUGGGUCUCAGCAGAGCUCAUCUGGAGGCUGCUGGUAUAAACGCUACCACUGCUCAUCUGGCUGACCGGCGCUGCUCCGCCCACGAGGAUCGUAAUGGCAUGGUGUGGUACCAGGUGGAGCGCAGGGAGGGACACUGUGGAAACACAGUGAAGACAAAUGGCACUCAGGCUGUCUACUCCAACAGCAUAUUUGUUCAUCCAGUAGAUGCACAAAAUGAUUCUCCUCUUAGCUUUCCUUUCUCCUGUAUCUAUCCUCUGGAGAUAGAGAGCAGCCUGGAUGUGCCCAUCAGACCCCAUCUACCAACUGACAAUGCAGUUGUCGCAGUCGGUGCCAAGGCCAGAGCCUCCAUGUUUCUGUAUCGUAACUCCAACUACACAGAGCCUUACCCAGCUGGUCAGGCAGUCACUCUGCUUGUGGGUUCCACCCUGCAUGUGGGCGUGUCCGUAGACGAGUCAGACCCGGAGCUUUUCGUGGACGACUGCUUCACCACGGAAUCCCCCAGCACUGACAACCUCCUUCGAUACUACAUAAUUCAGGACUGCUGUCCAAGCAAUUGUACCCACGUGACAAUCGAGGAAAGCGCCUCAUCCCUCCAGGCUCGAUUCUCUGCUCUGCUGUCUGGGGGCUACCGUUACGUCUUCCUGAACUGCCGCCUCAGCCUGUGUAACCACAGAAGCUCAUCCUGCUCUCCAGUGUGUUCCAGGAAGAGGUCCCGCUCUGUGGCCAAGUCUGUCUCCCUCAACCCCCUCACCAUCAGGCCAAUCACCUGGGCCCAGAGUCUAGAAUGA